AUGGGCAAAUCAAGCAAGAAAAAGUCUGUUCUUCAUAGAAAUGCACCGUACGAUGAUGAGCAGAACAAAUUCUCCUUGCUGCGCGGGGAGACAUCUACGUUGGGUGUGGACUUAGAUGGAGAUACACCAAUGGAUGAGAAUGUCAACAAUUCCGUCAACAGUCCAGGCACAAAGACCCACCGUGCAGGGCAGUAUACUUUGGAGCAGCGAGAAGCGGUAACAACAGUUCGCAACUGCUCUGAUAAAGACUACUACGGCAUCUUGGGGCUGCAAAACACUUGUACUCGGAAAGAUAUCUGCACCGCGUAUCGAAAACUCGCGUUCUUGACACAUCCGGAUCAGAAUAAGUUUGAAGAUGCGGAGAUAGCAUUUAAAAAACUAGCACAGGCCUAUGAAGUGCUUAAAGACCCUGAAUCACGAGCCGAAUAUGAUAAAGUGGGCGACCGGUAUAUGGCAAAUCCAGUCAUGGACCCAUACAAUGUGUUUGGCGAAGUAUUUGCAUCAAACGCGGGUGGGGAUGAGACUGAUGCUUCUGACGACUCUGAUGAUAACUCAAGCUUGAAUGGUGAUGGCAUCCAACACAGGCCAUGUCAAGAGGUUCUGGACGUUUACAGGGGGGCUACGGCAUCGGUCAACCAAUACCUAACAGCACCGGAUGGGCUAGCGCCCAAUUCCGGGUUUAAGGAGAUUAGCAAGUUUAACAAAAAAAUCAAGAAAAUAAACCAGCGGCUGGGCCGCCCUGAAGAAAAAUUUCUCAUUAAAUGCAGCCUUCUGGUCGGCUUCCGCAUUGAGUACCGCCAAGCCAUGGAGACUCUUGACAAAAAUCCAGGCAAUGAACAAGCAGCGAAUAAGAUGGCUAGAAUCCGGCGGCAAUUCGAAAGUGUUAAGAGGGAAUAUUGCUAUCCAGAUUCAUGGAAACUGCCUGCCACUCCAGGGGACAAUCCCGAGAAUGGACAGAAGAUUCUGGGACAUAUCCCACGCAGCAAGAAUGGUGAAUCUUUAUUUAUUGUUGAGAAAAAGGAUUAUCCCAGCCGCAUUCUCAUCCAGAGAUACAGCGAAGUUGACAGUGACAUAGCUCAAUCCUACCUCAACGCUCCGGAGAUGGACAGGAAGGAUGUGCGCUUCUCACAGGAUCGGUAUAACCGCACACUCUGCACAAACUACAAACAAAUCUUGGGGUGGGAUAACUUGUUGCCCUCAAACCCAUCGCAAUGGAACCUAGAGGCUCGACGAGCCCUUCCACAGUCCUACGGCCUUGUCCAGUUUAAAGAUGGUAGCACAGAUAUUCUAAAUCGGACAGCCCUAAGAAAGCUUCUUGGGAAGGGAACUGCUGAUGCUGAGGUCGAUCGAUUUUACCAACAGCGCGGAAUAACGCCUCCGUGGACUUUUAUGCCCAGGCUUCCGGCUCCCGAACAGAGCAAGAGGAUCGGCGGUAUUCGCGAAGACCUGCACCGCAGAGACUCGGAGGGCGCAAUUAAAACCAUGUUGGAGCAAAAUCAACAGCAUAUGAAGGCUCUAACGGAUGCUAUUACACAAUUAGUGUCCCAAAUCAGCAUCAAAUCAUAG
Messenger RNA from Aspergillus tanneri, 1566 nucleotides. Its product is annotated as J domain-containing protein. Gene Ontology annotation, molecular function: Hsp70 protein binding. The coding region runs from base 1 to 1566 and encodes 521 amino acids. Gene Ontology annotation, biological process: cellular response to misfolded protein. The record is from RefSeq and is a predicted model, not a curated record. The transcript has 2 exons. Gene Ontology annotation, cellular component: endoplasmic reticulum membrane. Lineage: Eukaryota; Fungi; Ascomycota; Eurotiomycetes; Eurotiales; Aspergillaceae.